Messenger RNA from Bombus huntii, 1641 nucleotides. RefSeq names its product protein bric-a-brac 2-like. Gene Ontology annotation, molecular function: protein binding. The coding region runs from base 391 to 1536 and encodes 381 amino acids. The record is from RefSeq and is a predicted model, not a curated record. Gene Ontology annotation, cellular component: nucleus. The transcript has a single exon. NCBI's taxonomy places the organism in Eukaryota, Metazoa, Arthropoda, Insecta, Hymenoptera, Apidae. Gene Ontology annotation, biological process: regulation of transcription by RNA polymerase II.
AAAUCGGAUAACCAAGACGAUGACAUAUUUCUCUCCUUCUAUGUAACUACGACAUCUGGCUAACGAAAAUCGAUUCCCAUGCAGGUUAUUUUUGAAACACGGAAUCAAUUUUCCUCAAAAGCAUGGAAUUCGUGCAUUUUUAAACGUACCUAUAUCGUACAAAAGGUACAUUUCAUAUAUUAGGAAAAUCGAUCGUUACAGUUCAAUAUUGUAACUCUGUUUCUAAUUCACGUUUGGCACGUUAAAGAAUAUUUUGUCUAUUGCAAUGCACCGCUUAAAACAUAGUUGCGAUGACAGCGGCACGUGUCAUGGCGAGUGUGUUGUUAUAAACGAAAGUCGUGUGCUGUGAAUCGUACGUAAAAUCGAAAGCUGUCAAUUACAAUAUUCAAGAUGAGGGAAGAGACAGUAUUAAGUUUAAAGUGGCAUAGUUUUCCGUCGCAUUUGGCAGUUUCCCUCGAUACAUGUUACGAGAAGCAACAGUUUGUAGAUCUUUCUUUAGUAUGUAAAGACGGAACGAUUUUAAAAUGUCACAAAAUGGUAUUGGCCAACUCGAGCUCGUUCUUUCGUCGCCUGCUCGUCGCCAACGAUCAUCCUCAUCCUAUGAUUAUUCUUCACGAUAUCGAAGCGGAUGAUCUCAAGACUAUCGUCAAUUUCAUGUACUGCGGUGAAAUACAAGUGGUUCAAAGUGAGGUUAGAAGGCUGUUGAAAUUGGCCGAAAUUUUGGAAGUCACCGGACUACGGCAUAUUCAAACUUCCGUUUUGGUAGGAGAAUCGAACAACGCGUCUCAUGAUACGUCCAGGAAAACGACCACGGUAUCUCGCUUAAAAAUCGAAGAAACGAAAUGUCUACCUACCAAAACAGUACCUGAUCAUGAUCCUAAUAGUAAUAAACCACAAAAUAAGACGGCCAGUCAAUCGACAAAGUUGCCUUCGUCUACUCAUCUUCAUAAAAGCAGAAAUAAAAUCCCGCUGGACACUACCAAAAAAAGUGAAGAGGGUAAUAUUAAUUUAUUAAGUCAACGUUUAGAUACAGGGCGCUCUGGAAUCAGUAUUGUAGACAUUAACGACAUGCCAAGUACUAGUAGAGGAAUUACCAACCCACCACCUCAAAAAAGAAAAGAGCCUUCUGAACCUGUCAUUAGUUGGCCUCAUGUUCUGUCUGCUAUAUCGAAGGAUAAAUCUUUGCCUUUGAAAAAAUUAUGUAUUAUGGACGAAGUUGAAAUUACAGCUGGAAAACCACCUACGAGUAGUCAAGAGUUUCAGAGAAAUGAACCUUUAGACAAAAGGAAACAAAGGACUAGUUCAGAAAGCAACAAAUCUAUGAAGUAUGCGGUUUAUAUAAAAGAUGAAGUAGAUAUAUUUGAAAUGGAAGAAGACACGGAUAUGGACCCUCUUGAAGUCGAAGAAAUUGACAAUGAAAAUUCGGAGACACUCAUGGGAUCGUCCCAAAUGUUUCCUGUUGUGAAUGUGGAACAGACAUAUUAUAACGCAGGGGCGCUUUCUGAAUUUCCCCCAAGAAAGGGAUCCAACGGUUAAUAGAUAAAAAAAAUGUUUUAAAUUAUUAAUAUAUGUUGCUUUGAAGAUAACACUUAGAGACUGAAUAAAACUUUUUGUGAUUAUAAAUACUUGUUUAAAAAAGAA